UGUCUGUGCGAGUAAAGUUAGGUGCGUGCUAAGAGUGUUACGGAUCGAUACGACGGAAACGGUGAAAACGUAAACGGGUGGCCCUUCGGUGUAUGCUCUCCUUCAUAAUGAGCAGUUUGGGAAACGGAAAUAACCAGAACAACACCAACAGCAACACCGGAAGCAGCCAGAACUCGGCAGCGGAAGGAACGAUGGAACGCGGAAGCUGCAUCCUGGUGCGUUACGCAAGCCAGAAUUCACUCGACGAAAGCUCACAGAAGCAGAUACCGCGCGCGAAUGGAAAGGAGAAAACCACCGGCGCCUACCGUAACAACAUUCACACGCAGCGCUCGUUCGAGGCCAUGAACAUGAUGAGAGAACAAAAUCUGCUCUGCGAUGUGGUGCUGGUGGCCGAGGGUAUCGAAAUUCCAGCCCACAAGAUGGUGCUAGCCUCGUGCAGCCCGUACUUCUACGCCAUGUUCACCGGGUUCGAGGAGAGCCGUCAGGAUCGGAUCACGCUGCAAGGUGUGGAUCAUCGGGCGCUGCAACUGCUGAUCGAGUACGUCUAUACGGCGGUGGUCGAGGUGACGGAAGAGAACGUACAGAUUCUGCUGACCGCGGCCAAUUUGCUGCAACUGACCGACGUGCGCGACGCUUGCUGCGACUAUCUGCAGACACAGCUCGAUCCUAGCAACUGUCUCGGGAUUCGCGAUUUCGCCGACAUUCACGGUUGCAUCGAUCUGCUGAACUACGCCGAAACGUACAUCGAGCAACAUUUCUCGGAAGUGUGCCAGUUUGAAGAAUUUUUGAAUCUCACCAGCGAGCAAGUGGUAAACCUGAUCAAGAGCGAUCGUCUUUCAGUUCCUACGGAGGAAAAGGUUUAUGAAUGUGUAAUCACUUGGAUACAGUACGAUGUCCCAGGCCGGCAGCACAAUCUGGCUGACUUAAUGGAGCACGUCCGAUUGCCGCUCCUCGCCCAGGACUAUUUAGUACAGCGUGUCGAGAAGGAGCUACUGUUGAAGGGUGAUCUUCAGUGUAAGGACUACAUCAUCGAAGCGCUCAAGUACCACCUGCUAAAGGGCGAGCAGAAGACAUCCUUCAAGACGCCACGUACCAUUCCUCGUCAACCGGUGGGUCUACCGAAGGUGCUGCUGGUAAUUGGUGGGCAAGCACCGAAAGCGAUCCGCUCGGUCGAGUGUUACGAUCUGCGUGAGGAAAAGUGGUGUCAAGUGUCGGAAAUGCCAACACGCCGUUGUCGGGCCGGAUUGGCCGUCCUCGGUGACAAAGUGUACGCGGUCGGUGGCUUCAAUGGUUCGUUGCGUGUAAAAACGGUCGACGUGUACGACCCGUCCCUCGAUCAGUGGACUACCAGCCACUGUAUGGAGGCACGUCGUUCGACACUUGGUGUCGCGGUGCUCAACAAUUGCAUCUACGCCGUCGGUGGAUUCGAUGGUUCUACCGGUCUUAGUUCGGCCGAAAUGUUCGAUCCGAAACGGCAAGAGUGGCGUCUAAUAGCGGCAAUGUCCACACGGCGCAGUUCCGUCGGGGUGGGUGUCGUAAAUGGCUUACUGUACGCCGUAGGUGGUUACGAUGGCGCCUCUAGGCAGUGUCUGGCAUCGGUCGAACGGUACGAUCCGGCCACCGACACGUGGACACAGAUUGCAGAAAUGUCUGCCCGCCGCAGCGGGGCCGGAGUAGGGGUACUUGACAAUAUUUUGUAUGCUGUCGGCGGUCACGAUGGUCCAUUGGUGCGCAAAUCAGUCGAAGCGUACGAUCCCGUAUCGAACACUUGGCGCUCAGUCGGCGAUAUGGCUUUCUGUCGGCGGAAUGCCGGUGUCGUGGCACACAACGGUAUGCUGUACGUGGUUGGAGGCGACGAUGGCAUUUCGAAUCUGGCCUCGGUCGAGGUAUACAGCCGUGAAACGGACGCGUGGCGAAUUCUGCCCUCGUCAAUGAGCAUUGGCCGUAGCUAUGCUGGCGUAGCAAUAAUUGAUAAGCCCUUGUGA
Messenger RNA from Anopheles bellator, 1985 nucleotides. RefSeq names its product ring canal kelch homolog. NCBI's taxonomy places the organism in Eukaryota, Metazoa, Arthropoda, Insecta, Diptera, Culicidae. The record is from RefSeq and is a predicted model, not a curated record. The transcript has 5 exons. Bases 93 to 1985 code for a protein of 630 amino acids. Gene Ontology annotation, molecular function: protein binding.